This is a messenger RNA of Venustampulla echinocandica, 1983 nucleotides long. RefSeq lists its product as uncharacterized. Lineage: Eukaryota; Fungi; Ascomycota; Leotiomycetes; Helotiales; Pleuroascaceae. The transcript has a single exon. The record is from RefSeq and is a predicted model, not a curated record. The coding region runs from base 1 to 1983 and encodes 660 amino acids.
AUGCCGAAACCGGGGGCGGAGAAACGAUCGCGGCCAGAUGAUGACAGCAGCGAUGAACACAAUAAAUCGCUAAAACGACUGAGGCUGGCAGAGGAGGAACUCCAAAUCUCGAGAUGGGAUAUUGGCAGAGAAAGCCCCGCGGAAGCUACCCCAGCCCGCGAUCCUAACAAUGCUGCUCAUCCGCUUGGGACAGCAGAGGCUUGUAAAGCGGAAUAUAAGUACGAGCCGUUAGAUCCAUCCAAGAAUGAGACUAGACUUCUUUGCAUUUUGCCAAUCCAGGACAACCAACACCAAUCGGAAACCAAAAUGGUACACUGCACUCUUUCUCCGGCAUCCCUGGAUGUUCCUCCAGUUUUCGAGGCAUUGUCAUAUACCUGGGGAGGUGAUUCAAACCCAUCGCAAAUAAUUCUGGACGGAAAGCUAUUUUCAGUGAGGAGCAACCUUGGAACCGCCCUUCAACACCUUCGAUAUCCGUCGCAUACUAGGAUAAUAUGGGUCGACGCUAUAUGCAUCAAUCAAGAAGACACCAAGGAGCGUAGUAAGCAAAUUUCAAAAAUGCGAACAAUCUACCAGCUUGCCAGUGGCGUCAUCUCAUGGGUGAGCGGUCCAACCACAGUAACCAAACUGGCCUUCUCCCUACUAGAUCAACUGAACGAACGGCAACGCGGUGAAAUUGGCCGUGACACUCGAACUAUUAUACAUGAUCCUGAUAAUCUUCUCGGCUGGAAAGCCUUCUUGAGGUUCCUUCAUCUUCCCUACUGGUCGCGAGUCUGGAUUAUACAAGAACUGGUAAUGGCGAGAACGAUCACCAUUGUCUGCGGAGAGGACAAGAUUAGCUGCACCCAUUUGAUAGCCAUCCAGAAGCUGCUGGAGGUAUUCAAGAGCGACUUAAAGCAGCUCAUUCCCAAGGAUCCCAUAUUCCGGGACACAAAACGAUGGACCGAUACCGGACCGAGAAAUAUGACGGCUGGAUUCGAGAAUGUUUUAUCUGAUCCACCCCCGCUGGUGGAUACUAUUAUCACACAUCAAAAUAAGGAUGCAUCCGAUGCUAGGGAUAAGAUCUAUGCCCUCAUCGGCUUGACAAAUGCCAGGGACAGCUUCGAGAUUGACUAUGACAAGAGUAUAAGGGAGGUAUAUAUGGAUGUAGUGAAAUAUGCCCAUGAUACUACUGGCCGGCUUGAUAUCGUAUUCGAACGCCCACGAGAAGCGCCCAAGUUCCAACUCCCUACUUGGGUACCAGACUGGAGUUCCAGAUUUCAACUCAUAAGUCGUCUACACAUGGUUGGCAACGGUAGUCCCGCGGAAGUUGUAUUCCGUCUCAAGGAAGGCAUUAUGGAUGCAAAAGGGUUUUGUUUUGAUAAAAUUGCGGCAAUUUCUGAAGAAUCCAAGACGCAGUAUGCUUUCGACGACGAUGUUCGCUACACUAUACUGGAUUUCCAUGCUUGGCGCGGGUUUUUCCGGGCCAAAAAAGGCAGCGCGAGCUACUCAAUUGAGGAUGAUGAAGCCUUCUGUCGCACACUCGUAGGUAACUGCUUUCAGAAUAAUCCAGUCAAAAAUUCGACUAGCCGAUCCGGCUACUACCACCUAAUCGGCGCCAUAGCCCGAAAAUCAUUGAUAUUCCAUCCAAACAUUGAACUCGAUGAACAGCUUAUGGAAGCUACUCACAGCUGCGAUGAUCAGUGGGAUCACGCUCGGCGCGAUGCUUGGAGCUCGAUGUUAGUUGGUUGGAUUACAACUGCCGUGCGAAAGCGACGAUUUAUCAUUUCAUCUGAGGGGCGAACAGGCCUUGCCCAACGGACAGUGAAUGAGGGGGAUAUGAUUUGUAUUAUUCGGGGGUUCAAGCGGCCUGUAAUUUUACGACCCCGACAAGAAGGGGGGUUUAUUUUCUUAGGGGAGGUAUACAUAGAUGACGGUAAGAAAUCGAGCGCCGAAGAGGAGUUAGAGGCAGGGAAACAUAAGUUGGAAAUUUUUGAAAUACAUUAA